Molecule: messenger RNA, 504 nt
Organism: Linnemannia hyalina
Lineage: Eukaryota; Fungi; Mortierellomycota; Mortierellomycetes; Mortierellales; Mortierellaceae
Source: the annotation of a GenBank genome assembly
AUGCCCUCGGUAUCCACACAGGAACCAUGGCCACUAGAGCAGGGACAGCAGCAGCACCUUCAACAACAGCAAUUACAACAACAACAGCAGCAACAACAACAGCAUUUUCAAUUACAACAGCAACUAGAACAACAACAUCAGGCACAGCUGCAAUACCAACAACAGCAGCAACAGCACCAGCAACAGGUGAACUUCCUGGAACGAAAGCUGAGCAAGAGGACGCGACUCGAGACAGAGGAGGACAUGUCGGUGGAUGCAGCCGCAGCAGGUCAAUCGUUCAUAGGAUUUGACAGCCAGUCGGAGCAACAACAUCAGAGCUCAUGGGCCGGAGCUGGUGCUGCUAUGGAUGGCAGCGGCCAGCACCAUCAUCCACAGUUUAUUCCGACGGGCGGCAUGCACUCUGGACAAUCCGACCCCAAGAGGCGCAAAGGCGAUUGGUCCGAGGGCAGUGGGUCUUUGAGCGGCGCCGCUGAAGGAAUGGACACCCCCAUGGAGAUUGCCUAG